This is a messenger RNA of Trifolium pratense (red clover), 1843 nucleotides long. Its product is annotated as protein BREVIS RADIX. NCBI's taxonomy places the organism in Eukaryota, Viridiplantae, Streptophyta, Magnoliopsida, Fabales, Fabaceae. The record is from RefSeq and is a predicted model, not a curated record. The transcript has 6 exons. The coding region runs from base 350 to 1363 and encodes 337 amino acids.
AUUCUCUCUCUUUCUUCUGUCUCUCUCUCUCUAAUCUUCCAAAAAAAAUUCGGACGCACUCAUUCUUAAUCCUCGUACUCGAUCUUCUCGUUAAAAUAUCGUACCUCCGAUAUUUUGUUUUCUAUUUCUCAUCACUCUCUCACUCAUUCUUCUUCCUUAGCUCACUUAAUCACGUUCAAGAAGCGAUUAUUUGCUGUGUUUGGAGAUGGAAAAAAUGAAAAGCUAAAAAGCAAAAGGAAAAGCGAAAAUCUCGUUGUUUAGGUUGCUUCAUUUCAUUGAGGAGUACUUCACAUAAGGAAAUAAUUAAUAAUUGAAAGAAAAGGAAAAAGAGUGUGAUUAAAGAAAAAAGAUGUUUACAUGCAUAGCUUGUACGAAACAAACAUCAGAUGAGAGGGAUGAAGAUGGGCGUGAGAGUGGCACGCCUAAUACUAAAGAAGCCGUCAAAAGCCUUACUACUCAGAUAAAGGAUAUGGCGCUAAAGUUUUCGGGUGCUUACAAGCAAUGCAAACCCUGCACAGGAGGAUCAAGCAGCUACAACAAGAAAGGAAAUAGACCAUAUCCAGAUUUUGACACAAUCUCAGAAGGUGUUCCAUACCCUUAUAUUGGAGGUGCAAGUUCAAGUUCAACUCCUGCAUGGGACUUCACUACUUCUAACUACCCUGGUGCAAGAUAUGCCGGAGACCGUACCCCUAGAGGACGCGACUCUGCAUCCGUCUGUGAUGUAGUGUUAGAGGAUGAGGAUGAACCUAAGGAAUGGAUGGCACAGGUUGAGCCAGGGGUUCAUAUUACCUUUGUUUCUCUUCCUAAUGGUGGAAAUGAUCUCAAGAGAAUUCGUUUCAGCCGUGAGAUGUUCAAUAAAUGGCAAGCUCAAAAAUGGUGGGGCGAGAAUUACGACAGAAUCAUGGAACUUUACAAUGUCCAACGAUUUAAUAGACAAGCUCUCAACACUCCUCCAAGAUCUGAGGCCGAUGAGCAAAGAGAUUCUACUUACUCGCGAUUGACAUCAGCAUCAGCAAGAGAAAGUCCUAUGGCAUCAGUUAAGGAUUGGACACCACGAAGUCACUACAAACCAUCUGGACAGUUAGAUCAAGGCGGAGGCCACCACUUUCAAGCAGGGUCAUCUAUGGAACCGUCAAGGGCAACCACAUCAUCUAGAGAUGAACCUUCUAUUAGCAAUGCAAGUGAAAUGGAGUCAGAAUGGGUUGAACAAGAUGAGCCUGGAGUUUACAUUACAAUCAGACAGUUAUCCGAUGGUACUAGGGAACUUAGACGUGUCAGAUUCAGCCGGGAAAGAUUUGGCGAGGUAAAUGCAAAAACAUGGUGGGAAGAGAACAGAGAAAGAAUACAAUCUCAAUACCUUUGAAGUCUAUUUUCCUAACAAAAAGUGGAUAUCCUAAACUUGUGGAAUCCAAAAUUUUGUUUCCUAGAGAUUGUCGGUAUGACUCCGGAUUAUUAACAGUUUAGAUUGUAUGUAGCCGAUAUUGUCUCAACGGUAAAAUACAAGUCUUUGGAUUAAUCUAACUGCCACAGCAGUCAAAUUAUAGAGUGGAGUACUAUAGAGAAAGGUUGGAGUGUUAAAUUGACACUGUCAUGUGAUAGUGCAAAUCAUGGAUUUAACUUUGUGGUAACUCCAUUUUUGUCAAGGAUUAGUUGCCAUUGAAUUUGGAAAGUCUAAUUUUCAUUACAUAGCCAAAAAAAAAUUAUAUUCUCAUUUUGUUGUCUUUCCUUUUUUAAGGGAUGUUUUUUUGCUGUAACACAUUUAUUAUGAUUUGUUUAUUUUUUUCCCCUCAAGUGGAACUGUGUUUUUAGACUUAUGUUUGCUACUUUAGACCAAAUUGUUUUG